UCCCAGCCCCAGCGGAGGAGGCCAGAACCGCAGCUUCGAGCACGGUUUCCUGUUGAGUUUCCCUGUUUAAGGGACAGGAACUCCCUGCUCGACUUCUCCUCCCCGCCCAUGGUAAUAACACCGACCGACAAGAGAGACUUCUCUGGCCGAAGAAAAAAAAAAACUCAACUAACUCUUGGAGUUAACACAUUUAAACACGGGACCAGCAUGACAUCCACAGUGACUUUGGAGGAUGCCCUCUCCAACGUGGACCUGCUGGAGGAACUGCCGCUCCCUGACCAGCAGCCAUGCAUCGAGCCCCUCCCCUCCUCCGUCAUGUAUCAGCCCAACUUCAACACCAACUUUGAGGACCGAAAUGCGUUCGUCACAGGCAUCGCCAGAUACAUCGAGCAGGCCACCGUCCAUUCCAGCAUGAACGACAUGCUGGAGGAGGGGCAGGAGUACGCCAUCAUGCUGUACACCUGGAGGAGCUGCUCCCGCGCUAUACCACAGGUAAAAUGCAACGAACAGCCCAACAGGGUGGAGAUCUACGAGAAAACCGUGGAGGUCCUCGAGCCAGAAGUCACCAAGCUGAUGAACUUCAUGUACUUCCAGCGCACGGCCAUCGAUCGUUUCUGCGGGGAGGUCCGCCGCCUGUGUCACACGGAGCGCAGGAAGGACUUUGUCUCGGAGGCGUACCUGCUGACGCUGGGGAAGUUCAUCAACAUGUUCGCCGUUCUGGACGAGCUGAAAAACAUGAAAUGCAGCGUCAAGAACGACCACUCGGCCUAUAAAAGAGCCGCUCAGUUCCUCAGAAAGAUGUCUGAGCCUUCAUCCAUUCAGGAGUCUCAGAACUUGUCCAUGUUCCUGGCAAACCACAACAAAAUCACCCAGUCUCUGCAGCAGCAGCUGGAGGUGAUUAAUGGAUACGAAGAGCUGCUCGCAGACAUCGUCAACCUGUGUGUCGACUACUACGAGAACAAGCUGUACCUCACUCCCAGCGAGAAGCACACGCUGCUGAAAGUCAUGGGCUUCGGCUUGUAUCUUAUGGAUGGAAACAGCAGCAACAUCUACAAACUAGACACCAAGAAAAGAAUUAACCUCACCAAGAUCGACAAGUUUUUUAAGCAACUCCAGGUGGUCCCACUGUUUGGCGACAUGCAGAUUGAGUUGUCCCGGUACAUCAAGACCAGCGCUCACUUUGAAGAGAACAAAUCCAGAUGGACCUGCACCUCCAUAUCCAGCAGCCCUCAGUACAACAUCUGUGAGCAGAUGAUUCAGAUCAGGGAGGACCACAUGCGCUUCAUCUCUGAGCUCGCUCGCUACAGCAACAGUGAGGUGGUGACGGGAUCAGGGCGGCAGGAGUCCCAAAAGACAGAUUCCGAGUACAGGAAGCUGUUUGACCUGGCCCUGCAGGGCAUGCAGCUGCUCUCCCAGUGGAGCGCCCACGUCAUGGAAGUGUAUUCCUGGAAACUGGUUCACCCGACGGACAAAUACUCCAAUAAAGAGUGUCCCGACAACGCUGAAGAGUACGAGAGGGCCACGCGUUACAACUACACAAGCGAGGAGAAGUUUGCCCUCGUGGAGGUGAUCGCUAUGAUAAAGGGACUUCAGGUGCUGAUGGGCCGCAUGGAGAGCGUGUUCAAUCACGCCAUCCGCCACACCAUCUACUCGGCGCUGCAGGACUUCUCUCAAGUGACCCUGCGGGACCCCCUGCGGCAGGCUAUCAAGAAGAAGAAAAACGUCAUCCAGAGCGUCCUUCAGGCCAUCAGGAAGACGGUCUGUGACUGGGAGACCGGACGCGAGCCGCACAACGACCCCGCGCUCCGCGGGGAAAAAGACCCAAAAGGAGGCUUCGACAUCAAGGUUCCUCGUCGAGCUGUGGGGCCCUCCAGCACACAGCUCUACAUGGUGAGGACCAUGCUGGAAUCUCUCAUCGCUGACAAAAGCGGCUCAAAGAAGACUCUGCGCAGCAGUCUCGAGGGCCCCACCAUCUUGGACAUCGAAAAGUUUCACCGCGAAUCCUUCUUUUACACACAUCUGCUGAAUUUCAGUGAGACUUUGCAGCAGUGCUGUGACCUUUCCCAGCUUUGGUUCCGCGAGUUCUUUCUGGAGCUAACAAUGGGCCGCAGGAUCCAGUUCCCCAUCGAAAUGUCCAUGCCUUGGAUCCUCACCGACCACAUCCUGGAGACCAAGGAAGCCUCCAUGAUGGAAUAUGUGCUGUAUCCUCUGGAUUUGUACAAUGACAGCGCCCACUAUGCCCUGACCAAAUUCAAGAAACAGUUCCUCUAUGACGAGAUUGAGGCCGAGGUUAACCUGUGCUUUGAUCAGUUUGUCUACAAGCUAGCUGAUCAGAUAUUUGCCUAUUACAAGAUACUAGCUGGAAGUCUUCUGCUCGACAAGCGCUUGAGGUCGGACUGCAAGAACCAAGGCGCCAACAUUCCCUGGCCGGCCUCCAACCGCUACGAGACUCUGCUGAAGCAGCGCCACGUCCAGCUGCUAGGCCGCUCCAUCGACCUGAACAGACUCAUCACCCAGAGGGUCUCAGCAGCUCUCUACAAAUCUCUGGAGCUGGCCAUCAACCGGUUCGAGAGCGAGGACCUCACCUCCAUCAUGGAGCUUGAAGGCUUGCUGGAGAUCAAUCGCAUGACGCACAAACUGCUGGGUAAGUUCCUGACGCUGGACAGCUUGGACGCCAUGUUCCGCGAGGCCAACCACAACGUGUCGGCGCCCUACGGCAGGAUAACCCUGCACGUCUUCUGGGAACUCAACUACGACUUCCUGCCAAACUACUGCUACAACGGCUCCACCAACAGGUUUGUGCGCACCAUCCUGCCUUUCUCUCAGGAGUUCCAGCGGGAUAAGCCUCCCAACGCCCAGCCUCACUAUCUGUACGGGUCAAAGACCCUGAACCUGGCAUACAGCAGCAUUUUCAGCACCUACAGGAACUUUCUGGGCCCUCCGCACAUUAAAGUCAUGUGCAGACUGCUGGGCUACCAGGGCAUCGCCGUGGUGAUGGAAGAGCUGCUCAAGGUUGUCAAGAGCCUGCUUCAGGGCACCAUCAUGCAGUAUGUGAAGACCCUGAUGGAGGUGAUGCCUAAGAUCUGCAGACUUCCACGCCACGAGUACGGUUCCCCCGGUAUCCUGGAAUUCUUUCACCACCAGCUGAAAGACAUCGUGGAGUAUGCUGAGCUGAAGACGGUGUGUUUCCAGAACCUGAGGGAGGUGGGCAACGCCCUCCUGUUCUGCCUGCUGAGCGAGCAGAGUCUGUCGCAGGAAGAAGUGUGUGAUUUGCUGCACGCGGCCCCCUUCCAGAACAUUCUUCCAAGAGUCCACGUGAAAGAGGGGGAACGUCUGGAUGCCAAGAUGAAGCGCUUGGAGGCCAAAUACACGGCGCUGCACAUGGUUCCGCUGAUCGAACGCCUGGGGACUCCGCAGCAAAUCGCCAUCGCUCGCGAGGGCGACCUGCUGACCAAAGAGAGACUGUGCUGCGGCCUGUCCAUGUUCGAGGUCAUCCUCACGCGCGUGCGGGGCUUCCUGGACGAUCCCAUCUGGCGCGGGCCGUUGCCCAGCAACGGCGUGAUGCACGUCGACGAGUGCGUGGAGUUCCACCGGCUCUGGAGCGCCAUGCAGUUUGUGUACUGCAUCCCCGUGGGAGCCCACGAGUUCACAGUGGAGCAGUGCUUUGGAGAUGGCCUCCACUGGGCCGGCUGCAUGAUCAUUGCCCUCCUGGGACAGCAGAGGCGCUUCGACAUCCUGGACUUCAGCUACCACCUGCUCAAGGUCCAGAAGCACGACGGCAAGGACGAGGUCAUCAAGAGCGUGCCCCUGAAGAAGAUGGUGGACAGAAUCCGCAAGUUCCAAGUCAUCAACAACGAGAUCUUCGCCAUCCUGAACAAGUACAUGAAGUCCGGGGACGGGGAGAACAUGCCAGUUGAACACGUCCGUUGCUUCCAGCCCCCGAUCCACCAAUCGCUGGCCAGCAGCUGAGGAGGAGCACAGCGGAGGGCACAGCUCUGUGGUUUGGCUUAACCAGCCCAGCCACAAGUAUUUCUCCUCAUUUUCCAUCUUAAAUCCUCAGUAGCAAAGGACCAUUACA
Molecule: messenger RNA, 4078 nt
Organism: Menidia menidia (Atlantic silverside)
Lineage: Eukaryota; Metazoa; Chordata; Actinopteri; Atheriniformes; Atherinopsidae
Source: the annotation of a GenBank genome assembly